Messenger RNA from Mya arenaria, 1739 nucleotides. RefSeq lists its product as uncharacterized. Lineage: Eukaryota; Metazoa; Mollusca; Bivalvia; Myida; Myidae. Bases 481 to 1239 code for a protein of 252 amino acids. The transcript is spliced from 6 exons. The record is from RefSeq and is a predicted model, not a curated record.
AUAAGCUGGUUGGAGCUUCAAUAGGAACUUACUCCAAUGAACUACUAUUAUAGAAUAUUUGAAUAUUCCUUCAUUUAACAGGUUGAAACUAUCACUUAAAGUAUCAAUAUAGUUUUUAAAUAAUCUUUCGCUCGCGUUUGCUAUCUAAAGAAUCGAUAUAGAUAUACAAAAGAUAUUUUAUUACUUUCUUGAUGCGUUUUAAGAGUUAGUCUUUGAAUGUUGUAUAGAUAUAUGUUUAUGGCGUAGUUAAAUGGAUUUCAACCGAAUUGGAAGUUAAUCCUGAAGUCAUAUAGAUAUCUGGUGAGAAUAAAGGUGCGUGCCUCGGUUCCGCUAACAGCGACCUGAUCAGCAAUUACAUACAAGUACUUAAUGAAUAGAAAUUUAAAACCAAAACUAGUAAAAGGCCUUGGACUCCAUCCAGAAUCGGUUAUUAGCAACGGUGAAUAACGCAAACAAGAGUGUCAUAUACCAUCCGAAGAGAUGUCACAGCAGCGCGGUGUGAACCCUCACGCGCGAUCCCUGCGCUACCUGAACCCUCAGGAUACGUUCAAGACGACGUAUGGGACGUCCUAUCAGGAUAUGCCCACCGCAAAAGUCUCCCCUGUUUACGACGACUACCGUGAGCGGGACUAUGAGAACUACUCUUACUACCCCCGGGAUCUCUCCCCGUACCCCAUGACCCGGGACCCGGAGUCGAAGUUCCGGGACCCACGACCUUUCCGGACGGACCCACAGGAAGUGUAUGGGGACCGCUACGACGGAGAUAUGUCCUACAGAAGCCGGUUUGAAGAUUCAACGUUGAGGAGAGAUGAGUAUAGGGAGCCCAUCCCGAACCGCCCCCGGGAGCAAAUGGACGAACCGAGCUACCCGUCAAUGGAGCGGUCGCAGGGCCUGCAUAUGGAGCGGGGCCGUCCAGGUAAGGUGUCCAGCAAGGCGGAGAAGCUACUCGCCCAGUAUGACGACCUCGUGGCGGAAGGACAGAACAUAGAUCCGUCAGAACUCAAACUGGAAGUCUGUAACCAGUGCUUCAAAUCUAACGUCUGUAUGAACAACCUUGGCUGUGGCCACCACUACUGUGACGAGUGUAUGGCGCGCAUGCCCGGGGCUGACGGUCCCUUCCGUGACUCAGUCCGGUGGUACUACAACUGCCCCUUUGACAACAAACGUACCUCAGAGGCCAAGCUCGUGCGCACGGACCCGUAUGGCCGCAGACUGGGUACACGACCAAGCAGUCGUUAAAACUGUCGACCGUGAGGUUUCAUGACGUUGGGUAUUUCAAAACCACCUAGUAGACAGCAACAUGGAGCAGAACAGAGCCGGCGUGGACCAAGAGAUUACUUGAAUGUUGGACUGUGAUAUAUAACAUUGUAAUUUAGCUCAAUCGACUGCCUUGUGUAUGUGCACAUCCAUAAAACAUCUCGAGAUAUAUUUUCAAUGUUUGCAUGCAACAUUUUCAUAUUUCAUGAAGGAUGCUUGGUUUUAUAUUGUACAUUUGUUUUAAAGAAGAAUAUAAUAUUAUAUCUAUAUUAAUAUAUUUACAUGUCGUUUCAUUUUUUUUGUCAUGUCAACAUAUGUUUGUAAAUUUAAUCUUUUGUUGUAUUCCAUUCAUUUUUGAAAAUACGUCAGUUGAGGUUUUUUUUACAUUUCUAAUCCACUGUACAUUUGGGUACCAAACGGUUUUUAUAAUAUGAUAUUGUAUUUUUGCUAUAAAUCAUCUCAGUUUUAAUAAAUAUUUAUUC